AAGUGCUGGGAUUACAGGCAUGAACCACCACGCCCGGCCGGUAAUGAGAUUUUUAAAGGAGGAAAUAACAUUAGGCAAUACUUAUUGGUGAAAAGCUCAGCACUUCCGCUUUCUUGCUAGGAGAUCUCAUCAGCUAAAGCAGAUACGAAAGUGCCUUCUAGAGAUGGGAGUAGAAGGUGUGAAGGCCAGGACGUGAGAGGUCACGCCUGUUGUAAUUAGAAGCAGUUCAGUGUGGCUGGAGGACAGAUGAGGGAUCCUGGGGUGGCAGAGGCCAGAUGACCAAGGUUCUUGUAAGCCAGCGACACUUGGGCUUUAGCAGGAGGAGGAUGGGGACCACUGCAGAGUGUUAAGCAAGGGAGUGAUGACAUCAGCUUUGCACAUCAGGAAAAUCCCUCUGUUUGCCAUGUGGAUGGGGGAAGGGAGAGGCGGGCAGAUAGCUGGGCACCAGAGAGAGCUGUAGGUGAGAGGCAGUGGUGGCCCGAGUUAGGGGUGACACACUGGAGUGUGUGGGAGAUGUACCGAAUGGAGAACUGGGGACAUGGAGAGGAGAGGAGGAGGGAUCGGGGAUGAUGCCCCUUUUCUGGCUUGGACAGCAUGGCCCAAGCAGCUGGUAGAAGAUACAAGAUAGCCCCCAGGUUUCCCUAGAUGACAAAUAAACAUUCCUUUUCCUGCGUGAAGAUCGUCUGUGGAAACCUUGGCCAUGGCAUCGAUAUCAGAGCCUGUUACAUUCAGAGAGUUCUGCCCGUUAUACUAUCUCCUCAAUGCCAUUCCGACAAAGAUCCAGAAGGGUUUCCGCUCUAUCGUGGUCUAUCUCACGGCCCUGGACACCAACGGGGACUAUAUCGCAGUGGGCAGCAGCAUCAGCAUGCUCUAUCUGUACUGCCGGCACCUCAACCAGAUGAGGAAGUACAACUUCGAGGGGAAGACGGAAUCUAUCACUGUGGUGAAGCUGCUGAGUUGCUUUGAUGACCUGGUGGCAGCAGGCACAGCCUCUGGCAGGGUUGCAGUUUUUCAACUUGUGUCUUCAUUGCCAGGAAGAAAUAAACAGCUUCGGAGAUUUGAUGUCACUGGUAUUCACAAAAACAGCAUUACAGCUCUGGCUUGGAGCCCCAACGGAAUGAAACUGUUCUCUGGAGAUGACAAAGGCAAAAUUGUUUAUUCCUCUCUGGAUCUAGACCAGGGGCUCUGUAACUCCCAGCUGGUGUUGGAGGAGCCGUCUUCCAUCGUGCAGCUGGAUUAUAGCCAGAAGGUGCUGCUGGUCUCUACUCUGCAAAGAAGUCUGCUCUUUUACACUGAAGAAAAGUCUGUAAGGCAAAUUGGAACACAGCCAAGGAAAAGUACUGGGAAAUUUGGUGCUUGUUUUAUACCAGGACUCUGUAAGCAAAGUGAUCUAACCUUGUAUGCAUCACGGCCCGGGCUCCGGCUGUGGAAGGCUGAUGUCCACGGGACUGUUCAAGCCACAUUUAUCUUAAAAGAUGCUUUUGCCGGGGGAGUCAAGCCUUUUGAACUGCACCCACGUCUGGAAUCCCCCAACAGGGGAAGUUGCAGCUUACCUGAGAGGCACCUGGGGCUUGUUUCGUGUUUCUUUCAAGAAGGCUGGGUGCUGAGUUGGAAUGAAUAUAGCAUCUAUCUCCUAGACAUAGUCAACCAGGCCACAAUUGCUGGUUUGGAAGGAUCCGGUGAUAUUGUGUCUGUUUCGUGCACAGAAAAUGAAAUAUUUUUCUUGAAAGGAGAUAGGAACAUUAUAAGAAUUGCAAGCAGGCCUGAAGGAUUAACAUCAAUAGUGAGAAAUGGUCUGGAGAUGUCUGGAUGCUCAGAGCGAGUCCACGUGCAGCAAGCAGAGAAGCUACCAGGGGCCACAGUUUCUGAGACGAGGCUCAGAGGCUCUUCUGUGGCUAGCUCCGUGGCCAGUGAGCCAAGGAGCAGGAGCAGCUCGCUCAACUCCACCGACAGCGGCUCCGGGCUCCUGCCCGCUGGGCUCCAGGCCGCCCCUGAGCUGGGCAAAGGCAACCAGCCCCCCUCACAGAGAUUCAACGCCAUCAGCUCUGAGGACUUUGACCAGGAGCUUGUCGUGAAGCCUAUCAAAGUGAAAAGGAAGAAGAAGAAGAAGAAGACAGAAGGUGGAAGCAGGAGCACCUGUCACAGCUCCCUGGAGUCUACACCCUGCUCCGAAUUUCCUGGGGACAGUCCCCAGUCCUUGAACACAGACUUGCUGUCAAUGACCUCAAGUGUCCUGGGCAGUAGCAUGGAUCAGUUAAGUGCAGAGUCUCCAGACCUGGAAAGCGGCUUCAGUGGUGAAGUGAACGGUGUCCCGCAGGAAAAUACUGACCCCGAAAUGUUUAAUGUCCUGGAGGUGCCAGGAUCUGUGCCUGAUUCUCUGGCUGUGGAAGAUGACAUUAGAACUGAAAUGCCACACUGUCACUAUGCAUAUGGGCAGGAGCUGCUCAAUGGAGUGAGGGAAGCUGUGAGAGGCAGUGAUGUCACGGGACUCGAAGAUGAGCCUUGUCCUGCAGAUGAUGGACCACAUAGCACACAGAUACCCUUCCAAGAACAGGACAGCUCUCCUAGGGUGCAGGAUGCGGGAGGUGUCCAACCCAUUGGCCCCCAAAGCACUUUUUGUGAAGCGCCCCUCCUGAACUCACUCACCGUGCCUUCCAGCCUCAGCUUGGCCCCAAGUGCUGGGCAGUGGCUACCUGGGACCGGAGCUGAUGAAGGCAGCCCUGUGGAGCCCAGCCAAGAGCAGGACGUCCUAACCAGCAUGGAGGCCUCUGGCCACCUCAGCACAAAUCUCUGGCAUGCUGGCACUGAUGAUGACACAGGUCAGAAAGAAACACCCAUUUCUGAACGUGACUUGGGGAGUGUGGGAGGACAGCUGACUCCGGUCUCUGCCUUGGCGGCCAGCACUCCCAAGCCCUGGCUUGAGCAGCCUCCACGGGAUCAGGCAUUGACGUCUAGCGAUGAGGAGGACAUCUAUGCCCACGGGCUUCCUUCUUCAUCCUCAGAGACGAGUGUGACAGAGCUCGGACCUAGUCGCUCCCAGCAGGACCUGAGCCGGCUGGGUGCAGAUGAUGCCGGGCUGCUCAAGCCAGAUCAGUUUGCAGAAAGCUGGAUGGGCUACUCGGGUCCCGGCUAUGGCAUCCUCAGCUUGGUGGUCUCCGAGAAGUAUAUCUGGUGCCUGGACUACAAAGGCGGCCUGUUCUGCAGCGCGUUGCCGGGCGCCGGGCUGCGCUGGCAGAAGUUUGAAGAUGCUGUCCAGCAGGUGGCAGUCUCACCCUCAGGAGCCCUUCUCUGGAAGAUUGAACAGAAAUCUAACCGGGCUUUUGCUUGUGGGAAAGUCACCAUCAAGGGGAAGCGGCACUGGUACGAAGCCCUGCCCCAGGCAGUGUUUGUGGCCCUGAGCGAUGACACCGCCUGGAUCAUCAGGACCAGUGGGGACUUAUACUUGCAGACAGGUCUGAGCGUGGAUCGCCCUUGUGCCAGAGCCGUAAAGGUGGACUGUCCCUACCCGCUGUCCCAGAUCACAGCCCGGAACAAUGUGGUGUGGGCGCUGACAGAGCAGAGGGCCCUCCUGUACCGGGAGGGUGUGAGCAGCUUCUGUCCAGAAGGCGAGCAGUGGAAGUGUGACAUCGUCAGCGAAAGGCAAGCUUUAGAACCCGUCUGCAUAACGCUCGGGGAUCAGCAGACUCUCUGGGCCCUGGACAUCCAUGGGAACCUGUGGUUCAGAACGGGCAUUGUUUCCAAGACACCCCAAGGAGAUGAUGACCACUGGUGGCAAGUGAGCAUCACGGACUAUGUAGUGUUUGACCAGUGCAGCUUAUUUCAGACGAUAAUCCAUGCUACUCACUCGGUGGCCACAGCUGCCCAAGCCCCUGUAGAAAAGGUGGCAGAUAAACUGCGCAUGGCGUUUUGGUCCCAGCAGCUUCAGUGCCAGCCAAGCCUUCUCGGGGUCAAUAACAGUGGCGUCUGGAUCUCCUCAGGCAAGAAUGAAUUCCACGUCGCUAAGGGAAGUCUCAUAGGCACCUACUGGAAUCACGUUGUUCCCCGCGGGACAGCUUCUGCUACAAAAUGGGCCUUUGUGUUGGCCUCUGUGGCUCCCACGAAGGAAGGAAGCUUCUUGUGGCUGUGCCAGAGCAGCAAGGACCUCUGCAGCGUCAGCGCCCAGAGUGCACAGUCGCGGCCCUCCACGGUGCAGCUGCCUCCCGAUGCCGAGAUGCGCGCCUACGCCGCCUGCCAGGAUGCGCUGUGGGCGCUGGACAGCCUCGGCCAGGUCUUCAUCAGGACGCUCUCCAAGAGCUGCCCCACGGGCAUGCACUGGACCAGGCUGGACCUCUCCCAGCUAGGAGCUGUGAAAUUGACAAGCUUGGCAUGUGGAAAUCAGCACAUCUGGGCCUGUGAUUCCAGGGGUGGAGUUUACUUCCGUGUAGGGACUCAGCCUCUCAAUCCCAGUCUCAUGCUUCCAGCCUGGAUAAUGAUUGAGCCACCUGUCCAGGUAAGCAGACGUUAGCUGGUGGAACUCAUUCCUCAGUAAGACAGAAACUGUGAGGGUGCUGGUACUGGGAAAAAGAUCCCCACAGCCUCUAGAGGCCUCCCGGCAAAUGCGGGGAACCGUGCCCCCAGGGUCUACACACACAUUCAUCAAGAUCACAACUGGAAUCGGGAUUUGUGAAGUUUAGAACUGAACAACAGAUGGUUACAGAUUAUGAGUCAGCACAUGUAUUUUCUCCUUCAAAAUAACAAUAUUUUGUUUCUUUUUACUAAGUGAAUAUUAUUUUUUAAAUCUGCCUAUAUUUUGGAACCUCUAUUUUAUAAUAAUAAUGAUAAUAAAUCAGUACCCAGAAGUAUAAAGAAGAAAGUAAAAGUCAAUCUUGUCAUGGAGAAAAUGCUGAGUGCCUCUCCUGGUUUGUUGAAGAAAUUCCGUUUCCUGUUUGGCCCUCCGCUGGCCAGCUCCUGCGGUGUUUCAGUUGACAGUGCAUCCCAACGCAGUCUGUGUUCUCCUGACCUCCAGCACCCAGCUCACAAGCAGAAGUCUGAUUUGAAUGGACCAUCUAGUUACCCUAAAAGAUCUCACAGGCUUGGUUCCCAUGCUGAAUAGAUUUCUGUUGAAGUUUAUAACUGGGGGCUGUGGUUUUUUGAGACUUAUUUGCCCAGACUCCUGCUAGUCCCUAUUUGGUAACUCUGUUGGGAAACCGGUGAAGUUGCCAGUUGUGGAGGCAGCCGUAGGCGCGGAGGAAUGGUUCCUUGUUGGGCAGAGAAACCUUCAGUGGAGUCAGGAAAGAGGUAAAGAGUAGGGUAAAUGCCUUUGUGCCUAACUGUCUACAUUUUGGUCAUGGUGAGGCCUCAGGGAUGAGGACACCAGUCGUGUCCACCAGCCCUGGGGAGUGUGGUUGGUGGGAGACCCUUUGCUGAAAUCAGUAUUCGGCUCCAGAGCUGUGUGGAGGCCACCACUAGCGGUCAUGGCCACAGGGAGGCUUCUCGUCCUCAGUGGUGGGUCUUCCUCCUCCACAGGGUUGUGGGGAUGGUAAUGUCUCUGACAGUACCGUGUGAAUGAUACAGCACUGUGCAAACAUGAGGUUGUACAUAAUGAAUUAUAACACACGCUCCGUUUUCCCUCUGCGCAC
Messenger RNA from Piliocolobus tephrosceles (Ugandan red Colobus), 5618 nucleotides. RefSeq names its product tectonin beta-propeller repeat containing 2 (gene TECPR2). Bases 701 to 4504 code for a protein of 1267 amino acids. The transcript is spliced from 17 exons. The record is from RefSeq and is a predicted model, not a curated record. Gene Ontology annotation, molecular function: protein binding. NCBI's taxonomy places the organism in Eukaryota, Metazoa, Chordata, Mammalia, Primates, Cercopithecidae.